Molecule: messenger RNA, 1505 nt
Organism: Chara braunii
Lineage: Eukaryota; Viridiplantae; Streptophyta; Charophyceae; Charales; Characeae
Source: the annotation of a GenBank genome assembly
GUCUGGCCGAAGUCCAAGGACUUUGUCAAAGCCUACAUCCAGGAGUGUCCUACCUGCCAGGAGGUGAACAGUGCGAAUCACCUUCCGUAUGGGUUACUUCAGCCCCUGCCCAUACCUGAAGGUCGUUGGCAGUCUAUCUCGAUGGAUUUCAUUGGUCCCCUCCGCCCACCCACUCAGCGUGGUCAUGAUGCUAUCUUGGUCGCCGUCGAUCGCUUCACGAAGCGUGCACGUUUUGUUCUGUGCCGCUAUCGCAUUAGCACUCGUGAGGUCACCGACAUCGUCUUCUACCGAGUCGUGAGAGAUCACGGCUUACCUCAGAGCAUCAUCUCCGACCGUGACCCGCGCUUUACCAGCACAUUCUGGCGACGCCUACACGAUGUGUACGGAUCCGAGCUCCGCUUCUCAUCGUCUUACCACCCUCAGACGGAUGGUCAGGCUGAGAUCACCAACAAAACUCUCGGUAAUAUCCUCCGAAAGUUUGUUUGGGAUGACCAACAGUGGGACUUACACUUAGCCCACGCGGAGAUUGCGUACAACCACGCUGUUUCGCCAGCCACGAGGAUAUCGCCAUUCUAUUGUGACCUCGGCUACCACCCUCGCGUACCUGCGGAUUUCCUACGACCAUCGCGGUUGCGCCCAGACACUCGUUGCCCUGCGCUUGACGACUGGAUCGCCCACAUGGCGGCGAUUAUGAAGCGCGCACACGAGAGUUUAGCCGACUCCCCGACUCGCAUGGCCGCACGAGCGAACCGAUCACAAAUGGAUCAUCCAUUCAAAGUCGGUGACGAUGUGCUCGUCGACGCACGCCACUUACAGCUCGAAGCAGAUAUGCUUCGCAAGUUCAGGCGUCGUUUCUUCGGUCCAUGCCGCAUCCUUCAGGUCGUCGGCUCUGAUACUGCCGCUAAUCCGGUCAGCUUCCGUGUGAAGCUACCUGAUUACCUUCGACAGGCUCGCGUACACGAUGUUUACCACGUCUCCUUGCUGCGUCCUUAUCGCAGACCGUCCGAGCGCUUCGCCGGACGCCCUUAUGAGCGCCCUCCACCUAUUAUGGUGGAUGGUCACGGGGAGUUCGUUGUUUUCGACAUCGUAUCACGCCGAGUUACCGACGAUACCCCUCCACGCAUCGAGUACCUUGUGCGUUGGAAGGACUACCCUGAUGAGGAGGCUACUUGGGAGCCCCUCGAGCACUUGCGGCAGGCCAGGAUGUUGGUGCGUGCAUAUGAUCGUGCUCGUCGUGUUGGGACAUCUGCUUCUACUCAGCCGACUGACCCUCUUCCUCCUCCUCCGGCUGAGGAGAUCGCUGAGGAUGAGCCCGCUCCCUCUGAGGCCGUUCCUCAGCCGCAAAUGGUCGCCUCCGAGCGUCCACAGCGCACUCAUCGUCGCCCUUCACGUUACGAUGACUGAGACUUUUAUCCUCCAUCUUUCCCCACUGACUCACACCAUCAGGUACUCCAUCAUCAUCUCUUCUUCAGGAUGUCAGCGUUUUGUGGCUCUGCUUCGACAUC